Arabis nemorensis is the source of this 690-nucleotide messenger RNA. The record is from the annotation of a GenBank genome assembly. Lineage: Eukaryota; Viridiplantae; Streptophyta; Magnoliopsida; Brassicales; Brassicaceae.
AUGGCAGAUGUGAAAGUGAUUUCUUCGAGCAUUGUUCAACCCACUAACAUCGAUCAAUCAGGUCGGGCAAAGAUCCAUCUCACUCCAUCUGAUCUUCACCUUCUUUAUCUCGAUUACCCUCAAAGGGGUCUUCUCUUCCCCAAACCUGACCCAGAAACACGUUUCAUCUCUCGGUUAAAGACUUCUCUUUCUACUGCACUAGAGAUCUACUAUCCGUUUGCCGGUCGUCUUGUUAAAGUGAACAAUCUAGAAGACAAUACGGUGUCGUUUUACAUCGAUUUUGACGACGCCCUAGGAGCCAGAUUCGUCCAUGCCGUAGCCGAAUCUGUCUCAGUAAGAGAUCUUCUUCAACCUGAUGGUUCUGUUCCCGACUUUUUCAGGUGUUUCUUCCCCUCGAACAGCGUCAAGAAUAUCGAUGGCGUCUCGAAGCCCUUGCUUGCUUUGCAAGUCACCGAGUUUAAAGACGGAGUCUUCAUUAGUUUUGGUUACAAUCACAUGGUGGCCGAUGGUGUUUCCGUAUGGAAUUUCUUCCACACUUGGUCAAAGAUUUGCUCUAAUGGUUCUUGUCUGGAUCAUAAGCCUCUUGUUCUCAAAGGAUGGUUCCUCGAUGGGAUCGACUACCCUAUUCGCACUACAAGAAAACAGGGCCGUUUCCGACGGACAAAACCGUCGGAAAUCCGUCGGAAAUAG